Molecule: messenger RNA, 1245 nt
Organism: Paramecium octaurelia
Lineage: Eukaryota; Ciliophora; Oligohymenophorea; Peniculida; Parameciidae
Source: the annotation of a GenBank genome assembly
AUGGGUUGUUGCUCUUUUAAAUUGUAUACCGAUGAGAAAGGUAAUAGUAAACAAUAAGUAAGCUAUAAUGGAUCCAGAAAAUGAAAUAAAUGAAGUUGCAGGGGGACUGGAAAUCAAUUAAUAGCCUAAUAAUCAUUCUAAAAUAAUAAUUCAUGACAAAGAGACCAGCUUUAUAAAAUCAAACUCAUUAUCAAAAGAAUAGGGUUAUUCAAAGGAUCUUGAAUAGUAGUAAGUUUAAACUAAACACAAGGAAGGAGAUACAGUAGAAUUUGUAAAAAAAACUAUUAGUGGAACUAUGAAAUUAACUCCUGAAAUGUUGGUGAGAAAGCAAUGUAUAACAGAAAAGUUUUUAGCUCAUUACGAAAUAGUGAAAAAAUUGGGGUAAGGGGGAUUUGGAGAAGUAUAUUUGGUUAAACAUUUAUCAACGGAGAAUCUGAGAGCUGCGAAGGUGGUGGUGAGGAAAACGAUAAAUUGUGAGGAGAAAUUAUUGGAAGAGACAGAAAUCUUAAAGGCCUUGGAUCACCCAAAUAUUGUCAAGGUGUUGGAAAUAUUUGCAGAUUUUAAAUAUUAUUAUAUAGUAACUGAAUAUUGUUAGGGAGGGGAAUUGCUGGAGAGAAUAAAAACCAUAACAAAUUAUAACGAGAAUCUGGCUGCAAAGUACAUGAAGUAAGUGUUUUCAGCCAUUUAGUAUUGUCAUCAGAAAAACAUAGUGCAUCGAGAUUUAAAAGUACCUAAUUUCAAACUAUUUAGCCUGAAAACAUACUGUUUNAUAAGAUCGUAAUAGGAAAAUGUGUUCAAAUCGAAUAAAAAUUUAAUACAUGUUUGAGUUCCUAAGAUUUUUUGUAUGAUAUAUCAUAUCAAAGAGAUAAAUCUCUUAUAAAUGAGCCAUCAUAAACUCCUACUAUUUUCUUUGAUCCGAAAUGUGAGAUAAUUACAGUAAUAAAAUCGAAUCAGUGUAAGCAUUACUAAUAUUAUAAAUUAGAUAAAAUAAUUUGUAACUUGAUUGUUAAAAUUUUAAAGUUUUCGGGUAGUAAUAAAUAAAUAGAAUUAAAUACAAAGAAGAUUAUAUAUUGCUAAGGAUUGGAUGAAUUGAUCAGUACAAUUCAUAGAAAUGAUUUAUAAAGGUAAAAAGUAAAAAAUGAGAAAUUUGACUUUGUCAAAAUUAUUGAAUACAAAGAGCAAUUGAAUAACCUAAAUUAUAAGGCAGUAAAUAAUUUGCUGCUAUUUGGGUGUUGGCAAGUUUGA